CUCUAGCAAAUUCAAUGGAGAGGAAUGACUACAAGAAAGGUCUAUGGACACAUGAGGAAGAUCGGAUUCUCAUCGAGCACAUAAAGAUCCAUGGAAAAGGUCGAUGGAAUCGAAUUGCCAAGAUGACAGGUUUGAAAAGGUGUGGGAAGAGUUGCAGGUUGAGGUGGAUGAAUUAUCUAAGCCCCGGUAUAAAGCGUGGGAAAUUUUCCAAGGAAGAAGAUGAUCUCAUCAUACGUCUCCAUAAUCUACUUGGAAACAGGUGGUCCCUCAUCGCGGGCCGGGUUCCCGGCCGGACGGACAACCAGGUGAAGAACUAUUGGAACAGUCAUUUAAGCAAGAGAGUGGGAACUGAGAGGAAUAAGGGCAAUACAGUAUCCUCCUCACUAACACUACUCUCUAUGGAAGGUGGAGAAGAAGGUGAUUUGAUUUCUCAGCUAUCAAGCAACGGUGGAAGAGGUGGGGUAUGUGGGUCCCACGUGAAGGAGGGCCAUCAGAUGUCAAUAAUGAGUUGUGCCCCACCAGAAGAACAUGAAACGAGUGAGUGUGUUGUGAGUUCUUAUUGGUUUUCUGGUGAUGAUUUUCUAGGCUUAAAUGCCCCAAGUUUGAUGGAUCUUUUAGAUGGGUCCGAUCUUCAUGUACCCUGGGAGAAAUUCUGACCGUUGAUUUUAGUAUGUACAAAACCCUUGAAAUUAAUUAGAUGGGUCCCAUCUUAUAUA
Magnolia sinica is the source of this 716-nucleotide messenger RNA. Its product is annotated as transcription factor WER-like. The transcript is spliced from 3 exons. The coding region runs from base 15 to 656 and encodes 213 amino acids. The record is from RefSeq and is a predicted model, not a curated record. NCBI's taxonomy places the organism in Eukaryota, Viridiplantae, Streptophyta, Magnoliopsida, Magnoliales, Magnoliaceae.